UCCAUCGCUUGUGUCCGGGCUGCUGAGAACAUGGCUUCCAAAUGCCUCAAGGCCAGCUUCUCUUCGGGGUCUCUCAAGGUCCCAGGAGGGGCCGGUGGGGGCUCCGCUCGCAUGUCCACCAUGUACUCCAGCAGCUCUUGCAGGCUCCCGAGCCUCUCCCGGGGGGCCCGGAGCUUCUCUGCCUGCUCAGUUGGGCUGGGCAAGAGCAGCUGCAGGGCCGCUAGCUGCCUCCCUGCUCUCUGCCUCCCCUCCGGAGGCUUUGCCACCAGCCUCAGCAUGGGCGGGGGCUGGUUUGGGGAGGGCAUCCUCACCGGCAACGAGAAGGAGACCAUGCAGUCCCUGAACGACCGCCUGGCCAGCUACCUGGAGAAGGUGCGCCAGCUGGAGCAGGAGAACGCCAGCCUGGAGAGCCGCAUCCGCGAGUGGUGUGAGCAGCAGGUGCCUUUCCUGUGCCCUGACUACCAGUCCUACUUCCGGACCAUCGAGGAGCUCCAGAAGAAGACCCUGUGCACCAAGGCAGAGAACGCCAAGCUGGUGGUGCAGAUCGACAAUGCCAAGCUGGCUGCAGAUGACUUCAGGACCAAGUAUGAGACGGAGGUGUCCAUGAGGCAGCUGGUGGAGUCAGACAUGAACGGCCUGCGUAGGAUCCUGGAUGAUCUGACCCUGUGCAAGGCUGACCUGGAGGCCCAGGUGGAGUCCCUGCAGGAGGAGCUGCUCUGUCUCAAGAAGAACCACGAGGAGGAAGUGAACUCACUGCGCUGCCAGCUGGGUGACCGGCUCAACGUCGAGGUGGAUGCUGCUCCACCUGUUGACCUGAACCGUGUUCUGGAUGAGAUGAGGUGUCAGUAUGAGACCCUGGUGGAGAAUAACCGCCGGGAUGCUGAAGAUUGGUUCGACACCCAGACGGAGGAGCUGAACAGGCAGGUGGUGUCCAGCUCGGAGCAGCUGCAGUCCUGCCAGGCAGAGAUCAUCGAGCUGAGACGCACGGUCAACGCCCUGGAGAUCGAGCUGCAGGCCCAGCACAGCACGAGAGAUGCUUUGGAAUCCACCCUGGCGGAGACGGAGGCGCGCUACAGCUCCCAGCUGGCCCAGAUGCAGGGCCUGAUCAGCAACGUGGAAGAGCAGCUGGCCGAGAUCCGGGCGGACCUGGAGCGGCAGAACCAGGAGUACCAGGUGCUGCUGGACGUCAAGGCCCGGCUGGAGUGUGAGAUCAACACGUACCGGGGCCUGCUGGAGAGCGAGGACUGCAAGCUUCCCUGUAACCCGUGCACCCCUGACCACUCGCCCUCCAAGUCCUGCCUCCCCUGUCUUCCUGCGGCCUCCUGUGGGCCUGGAGCAGCCCGCCCAACCUGCAGCCCCCGGCCCAUCUGUGUGCCCUGCCCGGGGGGCCGGUUCUAAGAGUGACUGGCCCAGAAAGCCAAGGCCAUGGUCUCCAGGGCUUGGCCUUGGCCUCUAUUCAGCCCUAAGCCUAAAGCCCAGUCGCCUCUCUCCAUGUGGAGCCCAGGGCCUGGCCCUGAGAGCGCUCACGGCAAUUCACGCCUUAGAGUUUCUCAAUGCCUGUCAUGAGGCUGGCCGCAGCUGGAGGCCGCAACUCUUAUCAUUUCAAAGGGUGCCGGGUGUCUGUUCUCAGGCUGCCUCCUGGGUCAGCUUUUCCUUCUGGGUGCCAUUUCAGUGGGUUCUGAAGUGCAACUGAGGGCUUCUAUUGGCAGAACAAUAAAGCUCACGUGCUCUGGAAGCCCAACUA
Equus caballus (horse) is the source of this 1744-nucleotide messenger RNA. It is a transcript of the gene KRT35, whose product is annotated as keratin 35. Gene Ontology annotation, cellular component: cytoskeleton. Gene Ontology annotation, biological process: epithelial cell differentiation; intermediate filament organization. Gene Ontology annotation, molecular function: structural molecule activity. NCBI's taxonomy places the organism in Eukaryota, Metazoa, Chordata, Mammalia, Perissodactyla, Equidae. The record is from RefSeq and is marked validated.